GUAGCUGGGAAUUCUUGAGAUGGUCGACGGAAUUUCUGGAAGCGGAGGAGGAGGCGCGGCGGAGCAGGUGGAGGAAAGAUGCGGUGGGAAGCGACGCUGGCGGAAGAGGCGGUGGGCGGCGACCAGGGCGGCGGACGAGGCGGCGGCGGGAGUGGAAGUGGGCGGGAGUCAACGAUUGCAGGCCUCCCGCUCCCAUGGCUGUGAGAAUUGGACGGCAGAGGAAAUCGAAAUGAAAGACGAAAAAGGCUCUGAGAGAAGAAGAGGGGCGGAGCGGUGGUCAGCAUUCGCAUCGGAAAAGGGAGAGGAGAACACAGCUGUAGAAGCAGGAGGAAAAAGAAAGAAAAAAAGAGAGCCGGGCCCACAUAUUUGCAUUAUAGGCUUGUAAAAGAAUAAAAAAACAUCUGGGCCCACCGAAGAUGGCCGAUUGCAAUCGUGCAUAGUAAAAUUAAAUGGAAAGUAAAUUAAGAAAGCCACCUGAUUGGUGGAGCUUCACCGAACGGCGUCGUUUUACAUGGAAGUUGGCAGAAAGAAAAAGGAAAA
Messenger RNA from Erythranthe guttata (spotted monkey flower), 540 nucleotides. The record is from RefSeq and is a predicted model, not a curated record. NCBI's taxonomy places the organism in Eukaryota, Viridiplantae, Streptophyta, Magnoliopsida, Lamiales, Phrymaceae.